CGUAUGUGCCUGUGUUGGUACUGGAGAGGGAUUGUCUACGUUUCCACACGUUUGGCGAGCUGACUGUGUGUGUGUGUGUUAUAGUGAUUAAACAUGCUGGCAGGAUAUACUCUUUCUGGAUUUUCGCUGACAAAUCCAGCCUUUGUUUACCUUGCUUGAAUUGACACAAGGUUGACAUUGCGGCUUCGUGACGAUUUAAACAAUGAUUACUGUUGCUGACCGGAGAUGGACCGAGUCGCGCUCUUAGCUGCGGAAAAGCGGUGCUGCGCUCAAAGUCAGCGGGGCGCGAGGCAAAGCGCCGCAGUGACGUGUGACGUUGACGUUCCGCCACGUCCCUGAUGAAGGUUACAAAAAGAAGACGGAAAGCCACGCCCACCUGCCUCAGUCUUUGCGCCAGGUAAAUGGCUUCUUUAAGUUUGGAGCCUCCUGAGUCACGUCCACCUGGCAGAUGCAGCGUGUAGAGCCAGCUGUCCAGGAGCAGACAAACAUGAAUGGGGCCGGGGAGCAGGCUGACAUUCUGCUACCCAACUGCAUGGUGAAGGAUAGAUGGAAAGUGUUGAAGAAAAUCGGAGGAGGUGGCUUUGGGGAGAUAUAUGAAUGUCUCGAUCUGCUUACGAGGGAGAAUGUGGCUCUGAAGGUGGAGUCUGCCCAACAACCAAAACAAGUCCUCAAGAUGGAGGUAGCCGUCUUGAAGAAGCUACAAGGUAAAAAUCAUGUCUGUAAAUUCAUUGGAUGUGGAAGAAAUGAAAAAUUCAACUAUGUGGUCAUGCAGCUUCAGGGAAGAAAUCUUGCAGACCUCAGAAGAAGCCAACCACGAGGAAUCUUCUCCUUGAGCACAACCCUGCGAUUGGGAAAACAAAUACUCGAAUCAAUUGAAGCCAUUCAUUCCGUUGGGUUCCUGCACCGGGACAUCAAACCAUCAAAUUUUGCAAUGGGAAGGCUUCCAGCUACAUCCAGGAAAUGCUAUAUGCUUGACUUUGGCCUUGCAAGACAAUACACCAACACAAAUGGAGAAGUCAGACCUCCAAGGCCUGUUGCAGGAUUCCGUGGUACUGUACGCUACGCUUCGGUGAAUGCACACAAAAACAAGGAAAUGGGUCGUCAUGAUGACCUGUGGUCCUUAUUUUACAUGUUAGUGGAAUUUACAGUUGGUCAACUACCAUGGCGAAAAAUAAAGGAUAAGGAACAAGUUGGACAAAUAAAGGAGAGAUAUGACCAAAAGCUCCUCCUGAAACACAUGCCUACAGAGUUCUACACCUUUCUAGAUCACAUAUUAAGUCUCGACUAUUUCACCAAGCCGGACUACCAGCUUCUUAUGUCAGUCUUUGAUAACAGCAUGAAGGAGCGAAUAAUACUGGAGAAUGAGCCAUAUGACUGGGAGAAUAUAGGGACGGACAUGUUGCUGUCAACCAGUGCAUCUACCCCCCCUCAUCACCACACAAGACAGACAGCAGCCAUGGUGGGUGUCAUCAACGUUACUCCAAUACCUGGAGACCUUCAGAGGGAGAACACGGAUGAUGUCCUCCAGGACGAGCACUUCAGUGACCAAGAGAACGCCCCACUAAUGGGGCCCACACGGCCUGGAGAUGGCAAUCAGCUGCCUGCUGAGAGAGAUGGCUGGGAGGAUAUUGAUAUCAACCGCAACAAGCUCAGGGUCUGCACAAACAAGGAAGGCCUGGAGGAAGACCCCAGUCGAGUAGCUUGCCCAGUCUCUCCAGUCCGGGGAGGACCUGCCGAGUUGGUCAGCAUUCCCGUCCGUUCUUUAUGCCACCAGCGGGUCAACAGUCCUGAGUCUGAACACCUGUCUGUGGCUGAGGGGCGACCUGAUAGCUGUGGACAAAGGUCUCACGUGGACAUCAUGGUUUCACCAAGCAGACAUGUGUACUCAUCCCAGCCUGCCCAGAUGCUGUCAGUGGACAACGGCCAGGUGGAACAGCCGGUGAACAGCCGACCAGAGGUCUGUGCCUCACUGGGGCCAGAGGUCCAUUCAGUGCCACUGGCUGAGGAGGAGGACUUCGACAGCAAGGAGUGGGUGAUCAUUGACAAAGAGACAGAACUGAAGGAUUUCCACCUAGGUGCUGAGCCCACCACCUCAGGCACUACUGAUGAAGAACCAGAGGAACUGAGGCCUGUGGAAGAGUACGAGGAGCGCAGGAGGCGUGGAGUAGAACCCGAGACUAUAGUGCGGCCCAGGACUCAGGAGGACAGGUGUCGGGGGAUGCUGCCAGUGGCAGAGGAAGAGGUUUCCCGGAGAAGCAGUGGCCACAGUCAGCUAGAGAACAACCAGGAGGGACCCACAGCACACCAAGCCCAGUCACCUUGUCACACACUGCCUUCCACUCGACCUAAACGAAGGGAGUCUGACCCAAGUGGGCCACAAAACCAGUCAGAGGAAGAAAGGCCACAUUCUGGACAGUCUGUGCAGAGGCCCAAUCAGCUGAGACGGCUAGCAUCCUACGUGUUCUCCUCCUCAACUCUGGAAACGGAGCAGUACCCCCACCCAGGUGGCACGUUCAUCCAGCGCAGCCGCUCAGCCGAGAGCAGCCCGGCCCGUAUGCCCUCCCGAAGGCACGCGCCCCUGCCAACUGGGGCCUCGCGGCGCAGGCCACUGGUGCUCAAUGUGUCACGACAGCAAAUACAGCAGAUGCUAGCCAAACUGAUGAACAAGACGUGAACUGCAGCCUCGCUUUCUUGUCCUCCGUCAUGACUCCCUGCUGAUCAAAACGAAAGAUUUUAUCAAUGCAAUAAACACAGGUUAUGGUAUUUGUGCAGUAAGGAAGCUUGAAGAAUGCCACCAGAGAAAGCUGUGCUCAGUAUUGUCAAGGCACUUCACCAGUUAUCCACAAGACACCGUAAUUUGGGUGUUGGUUCCUUUCCGAAUGAAGAAGAAUGACCACGUUGAUCCUCUGAGGGACAUCUCAGAUCUUGUACAGGAUACAUUUUUUAGUAGAGAAACACAGUAUUUAUAACAAAAUUCAAAGCAAUUUUGAAGUCUUAGCUGAGCAGAGACAUGAUGUACAGGUAUUAUUGCGAAAAAAGUUCCUCGUUUCCUGCUAUAGGGAAAGCGUAACACUCAUCUCCGUCACCUGAAGGAAAGAAAUCAUCACUGGCUACGCAGCUUGAAUUUGCAUCCUCAUUAUUUGUGAAUUUUUACUGUACUAUAAUGUCAAGGUCACCGUGCUUCCAAAGAAUUGCACAUCUAACUCUCGGUUGGGAUGUUAUGCGAUUCACCCAUUUUACAUUUAGCUUAAGAUGAAAAAGCAAAAUCCACUCAGAAUCCUUUACCUGCUUUCAUGAGUAAAAUUAACUUCUUUACAGUUUGUACAACCAAACAAACUUUAUAGUUUUUACCAUACUGACAGAACUGAAUAAAUUAUAUCCAUCUCUUUGGACCAGAUUUUGAAAUCAAUGCCUUUUACGUUUUUAGAAGUGAAUGGGCAGCUUGGUUGUUUUUCUUUUUGUUUCAGUUGUUAUGCCUCAGGCCAAAACAGUGUUAGAGCGAUAGAAGAUUGUUGUAUAAACAGCAUCUCAUAUGUAUUCAAAGAGCUGAGCUCAUAACAGAAGAUGGAACAUAUAUUUAAGUCUUCCCUGCAAAUCAAAACUCUUCAUGCCAUUAAGUAAAUAAAAAUUAAACCGUGGUUGAAAGACUAGAUCACUUUGGCAAUUGUGAAAGUAGUAGGUUGGUAGCAAGAAGCCCUGUAAUACAUAGAUUGCACUGUCUAAAUUGUAUAACUUUAACAAACAUCGAGUGUGGUUAACAUACAUAUUUUUCAUUCUGUGUAAUCACUGCACUAACAAUCACUGUGUGAACAGGAAACAAUUGUGUGCUCAUGUGAACUGUACAGUAUACCGCGUUAUAGUCCGUUAAUCGCGGUGAUUAUGAAACAUUCAAAACGGUGCUGUGGCUGCUUGUGGGUAGAGCGAGCCACAAAGGGCACGGUGGUACCUGGGGCCGGAUUUUGGAGCGCGGCACAGCGGGGGGCACGUAACUCCUUAAGACAGCGCAGAGAAGAGCAGAAGAGAGGCAUCAUCACCAAGACACAUUCACCUCCUGCAGCAGCCAGUUAGUUCAGCAGCAGGAGCAGGAGCAGGAGCAGUAGCAGCAGCAGCGAUAGGAAGACCCAUCCUCCAGUCUCCUCUCUGCACUGCAGGCCAGUAAAGCGCAUGCGAGCGGAGGACAAUGGUUCAUCCAAAGGAGAAACAGCCCGGUCGGUGUCAUUGGGAGGACGAAUGUUCACGCGGGUGGGAACGAAAGCCGGCUGCAAGUGCUGCUUUGUCUGCUCUCACCCUUCUGUCUCACAGGUGCCUACUAUGUUCAGUUUUAACACGGCGCAAUAACACUUGAAUAUUUCACCCAUCUAUUGCACUUUAAUGUGUGUUCAGUACAAACAAUGUGCUGUCUGCUUGUGUUUGUAAAUACAAUGGAGAAAAAGAUCAGAGUUAUUGUGAAAACGCACUAUACACGUUCAUGUAAAUGUAUGUCGACAUAAAAUGAUGCUUUUCCAGCGAAAGGUCAGUCGUCGCUGGACGCGCCGGGGAAACAGUUACAAAGUAACAAGUUCCGUUGCUUUUGCAUUCUACUUUAUAUUGUGCGACACUAAAUUAUACGUUCUGAUGAAUAAUUGGAAGAACAUUAAAAUUUGUGAAUUUAAAAUGAAUUAAAUGGAACCUCAGAUAAAAUACUUAUGCUUUAAAUUACACUUUCUCAGAUCAUGUAAUGAACUUCUCAAUGCCAACAUGUUUUAUUCUUAGCAUGUUUUGUUUUCCAAGGCAUUUCUGUUUCUCUGUGUGAAUGCAGUACAAUAUGCUUUUUCUUUGUAAAAUUAAAAUGUUGAUAUUUUUUAAAAUAUUUUUCUUCACCUGCUAUAAUCUCGGACCUAAGAACGGUGCCAUGUGUUUUGGCCUCAAAACUGGAUUAUGAACUGAUGUAAAGGGUGAGGUUGACAAGGAGUUUAAUACCAGGACACACCGUAUGUCUCCCAUCUAAAAGCAUUUCAUUUGAAUGUAGUCACUAUUUGGGUUUGCAAAGACAUAUUUCAGUAUUUUCACUUCACUUUUAUUAGUUCACAAUAAAAUUUAGCAGAAUAGUGCUUGUUCUAAUGAGAUUAAUUUUAUUCUAUUCCCAGUAUUUAAGUUAUAUUCU
Molecule: messenger RNA, 5143 nt
Organism: Scleropages formosus (Asian bonytongue)
Lineage: Eukaryota; Metazoa; Chordata; Actinopteri; Osteoglossiformes; Osteoglossidae
Gene: ttbk1a
Product: tau tubulin kinase 1a
Exons: 14
Coding region: 449-2674 (741 amino acids)
Biological process (GO): protein phosphorylation
Molecular function (GO): ATP binding; protein kinase activity
Source: RefSeq, a predicted model, not a curated record